This is a messenger RNA of Dothidotthia symphoricarpi CBS 119687, 1292 nucleotides long. Its product is annotated as SAICAR synthase-like protein. Gene Ontology annotation, biological process: phosphatidylinositol metabolic process. Lineage: Eukaryota; Fungi; Ascomycota; Dothideomycetes; Pleosporales; Dothidotthiaceae. The transcript is spliced from 2 exons. The coding region runs from base 39 to 1163 and encodes 374 amino acids. Gene Ontology annotation, molecular function: phosphatidylinositol kinase activity. The record is from RefSeq and is a predicted model, not a curated record.
CACCCCGUAACCGUCAAUAGUCAACCUUUUCGCUCAAAAUGGGUCGCCGACAGCGCCUGAUCAGCAACUCCAUUCUGCGUGCGAUCUUCAGGGCUAAACCGAUAGAGAACGAUGCAGAGGCGCGUCCUGGAUUCUUCGCGCGUGUCCUGGCCUUCUUUACCUUCUUUCAGCUCGCGCUUACCAGAUACCGCGCUUCGCUCUUCAAGAAAUUGAGGAACGAACAAUGGCAGAUCGAAGAGGAGGAGUAUACGGAAAGUUUUCGCAGCUCGAGCCAGGGUAAACGGACGGAUUUGAUCGCAGCUGGGGAUCUGGGUUAUUCCGGCUCUACCUUCUUUACGACACCAAACUCAAAGUACCUGGUCAAAUCCCUGCCUCGACACUUCGAGCAGUCAUUCUUCCGCCAACGUCUUCUUGAGCCUUACGUUGAACACAUGGAGUUCAACAAAGAUUCUCUCCUCGUGCGCAUCACCGACCUUCUCUAUUCUCCUACAGCCACAAUCGGAUCUGCUCUUGGUUUCGCGCCUAGUCACCACAUUGUCAUGGAGAACAUUCUUUACGGAAAGACAAGUUGUAGUAAACACCAACAAGACCAAUGGGAAACCUACGACCUCAAACCAAACGACUACUUCUAUCCUGAACGCGAUGUCGCAGGCGGCGCACUGGCCCCCCAGAGCGUAAAGGACCGCCUUAUCGACGAGUUUCCUGACAAAAUUCGAGUGACGAUCGAUCAGAAAGAAGAGCUCGUCGCACAGUUGUCCAGGGACUCGAAAAUUUUGCGAAACAACAAUGCCGUAGACUACUCGCUAUUCCUCGUGCGCUACCCAGCUGACAUCAACGGUGUUCCUCCACCACCCGGACGCGGCUCGUCAUGGCGCACAGGUAUAACGUCUCGUGAUGGAAGGUGGAUCUACCGAGCGAUCGUCCUAGACUUCUUUUGGGCAAAAGAUGCAUUCCAAGCGCAAACUCUGACCGGCCUGGUAAAGCUGUUCAACGCGCUGAAGUGGGGCAAAAACCACGGACCUAUGAGCAUCACAACGACGAGCGAAGAGUACAGACAGAGAUUUCUCGGUAUGAUCGACAACAUGGUCGAAGUACCCGAUAGCGCUGGGCGGCCGGCCGGGGAGAUCAGAAGUCCCACACCAAGGACUGUCGAAGAGGUCUAGGAGUCGUGCAAGGAUGCUAAGUCGGGACGAGGUUGGGCUGUGCUAGCAUUUCAGCGAUGGAGUUUGGAUUUGUUCCCGUUACAUAGAUGAUACCCUAUUAAUUGCAACACAACCAAAUUUAUGUCAGCG